Colletotrichum costaricense is the source of this 471-nucleotide messenger RNA. RefSeq lists its product as uncharacterized. The coding region runs from base 1 to 471 and encodes 156 amino acids. NCBI's taxonomy places the organism in Eukaryota, Fungi, Ascomycota, Sordariomycetes, Glomerellales, Glomerellaceae. The record is from RefSeq and is a predicted model, not a curated record. The transcript has a single exon.
AUGCCUUCUCAACGACCUUUCUUCCUCUCCACCUUCUUCAACUCCUUUAGACAACAGUCUCCUUCGGCGACGGCGCUAUCAUCGCAGCAACCGAAUAAGCAUACCACGCAAGCAUCAUCGUCAUCGUAUGCCACACAGUCCGCCGCUUCAGCGCCACGAGCCAUUUCCUCGAAUACGUCAACAAGUAGCGGCGGAAACAACGCCAACGCCAACUCGACGACCCGUUCGACAUCGGGAGUCGUGAAUCAAUACCCACUUCACUCCCCGCGGGGUGGCAUCCCCAUUCCCGGUAGCGCCAACCGACGGCGCGGAAGCGACAGCAGCAGUGAAGGAUUCCGCGAUGUAUUAGGUGCCGAUAAAUGGUACAUCGGAGGGCGGACCGCUGGCGGCGAGGAAAAGUUCUUCAAGCUGGGCGUUGUCAGGAGGGUGCGCAGUAACGACGGCCUGAGUUUGGAUCGACUGAGUUUAUAG